CUGGUGGAGAACCUGGUGGUGUCGUGACAGUCAUACCUUUUGUCUGGUCAGGUCAGGUUUCUGAACCCAGCUUUUUCCACUAUAUAAACGGGCACUUGAUCCAGACAGAUUAAUUUUGCUACUGCCCUGUUAAGCCGUUUUACCUCCUUGGAAUCCCUGGGGUACUCGUUGUGCUGCUCAAACAUAGCUUGGAGGGUUGGCUGCUGAGUUGGCUGCUGCCUAUGAGGAGUUGCUCUUUCAGAGCCCGUGGCUGCAGACUUCUGUAGAGGAAGAAAAUGGAAAUAUUUAAAAUAUGAUGGUGCGAGUGUGUGAGGGAGUUUCUUUGUAGUGUCAAUAUGGAGAAGGACUCGGCCCCUCCCUACCCUGGCCCCAUGAUGGACUAUGGGGGUACUGCAGUUGGCCCCCAGCCCGGGUUUCAGCCUGGUUACCAGCCAGGCCCAUACCCCCCAGGCCCUGGUCAGUACCCUCCCCCUGGUCAGUACCCUCCUCCUGGUCAGUACCCGGCAGGUCCUCCAGUCAUGGGCCAGCCCACAGUUGCUGUGACCACGGUGGUGAUUGCCCCUAACCUGGGGGAGGCCCCUGGUCAGAUGGUGUGCCCUCACUGUCAGGAGAACGUGGUCACUCGCACAGUCCCGGAGAACGGACUGCUGACCUGGCUCGUCAGUGGAGGACUCUGUAUUGUGGGGUGCUGGCCAUGCUGUCUGAUUCCGUUCUGCGUGGACUCCGUAAAGGACGUCCAUCACCACUGCCCCAAGUGCAACCGGCUCAUCCACGUCUACAAGCGCAUGUGAACCAGGGACCAGUGCCCCCUCUCUACCCUCCGCUUGGUGCCAACUGUACCAUCCAGAGACAAAAGAAGAUUUUACUAUACUAACCACCAAGCAGCCAUUUAUAUCAUAAAUAUGUUACCAUAGUUACUGCAUAUUCCAGUUCGUAUGUCUGAUUAUGUUUAUAUAAAUACAUUACAGUAAACUUCAUAUGUGUUCCAUAACCACUCCAUAAAGUAGAGGUGGAGGUGUGUGUGUGUGUGUGUGUGUGUGUGUGUGUGUGUGUGUGUGUGUGUUAUACUCCUCUCACCCUAAACCAGGGACCUAGUAAGUGCCAGAGGACAUGAAGGAAUUUAAUUUUGUUUAUCUUAAAAACCGUGAUUAGCAUUAUAAGAAAUCAAAUUUGAAUAAAUGCAAUUACCAAAUCUUAAAA
Molecule: messenger RNA, 1200 nt
Organism: Alosa sapidissima (American shad)
Lineage: Eukaryota; Metazoa; Chordata; Actinopteri; Clupeiformes; Clupeidae
Product: cell death-inducing p53-target protein 1-like
Exons: 5
Coding region: 336-791 (151 amino acids)
Molecular function (GO): zinc ion binding
Source: RefSeq, a predicted model, not a curated record